AUGAAACUACAUUAAUCUUAAACAAACCAACCUAAUAAUGAUAUGAUUUUUGGUCAUAGAAUAGGUACAUAAAAGAUAGUUGCAGAGAAACAAUAAAAAGUAUAAAAUUUAAUAACAAUCUUAGGUCAUUAAGCAUAUUAGAUAAUUACCAAGAAGCAAAGAAGAUAAUUAUUUUCAUGAAGCCAUUAAAGCCAAUGAAUAAUAUGAUCUUUUUCUUGAAAAGUUUUAUCAUAAUUCAUUAAUUAUUUUAAGAUGA
Molecule: messenger RNA, 256 nt
Organism: Paramecium sonneborni
Lineage: Eukaryota; Ciliophora; Oligohymenophorea; Peniculida; Parameciidae
Source: the annotation of a GenBank genome assembly